Molecule: messenger RNA, 1499 nt
Organism: Paecilomyces variotii
Lineage: Eukaryota; Fungi; Ascomycota; Eurotiomycetes; Eurotiales; Thermoascaceae
Product: arginase family protein
Exons: 4
Coding region: 293-1450 (385 amino acids)
Molecular function (GO): metal ion binding; agmatinase activity
Source: RefSeq, a predicted model, not a curated record
UGCUAACCUCCACGCAGUAUAUAGGCUAGCCAUUCCAAAUGCGGAGAUGCGGCCGUAUGGAUAAUUGAGGAGUCACAGUCGUCUCUCCGCGUCGUAUCCAUUCACUGCUACUUCCCAGCAUCCUAGAUACGGGUCACAUAGUUGAUUUGUCUGAGAAGCCACAUAAUAUUGAACCUUAUACACAUCUGCAAGACUAGGUAUAUAAGUAGAGUCUGCCCUACCGUCUGACUGGGAGCCGAAUCUGAAAAGAACUUGCUAAACCUCAUAACGCUUCGUACCUGGAAUAAAUAAAAUGAAAUUUCAUCCACAUAUUUUUCUUCCUUUUCUUACCGCCGCAAUCGCUAGGGAGAUAACAUUUCCUCCUGUCGCAGGAAUCAAAAGAUACAACACCCAGUCCCCGUUGCAGCGUUACGGCUCAGCAUCAGACGAGGAUGUCUCGCUAGAGACUGAUCCUAUGGACGGGCUGACUUCAUUCGCGCAUCUCCCUCAUGUUUCAUGUUUUUCAGCUGCAGCAGACGUUGAAAGUUAUGACAUAGCUGUUAUCGGAGCGCCUUUCGAUACUGGCACGUCUUAUCGACCAGGAGCGCGGUUUGGACCUCAUGGUAUACGCGACGGGUCUAGACGUAUUCGUCCGCUGCAUUCAUGGAAUAUGUAUACUGGCUAUAAUCCAUUCCUACAAUGGGCAAAGGCCGUCGACUGUGGAGAUGCACCGUUGACAUUUGUGGAUAAUACUGUGGCAAUGAAGCAGUUGGAAAAAGCACAUAAGAUCAUAUCCAAUCGCCUUGCGACAAAUAUUUCGGCUUCCGAAGUCCCUCGAAUCCUUAUGCUCGGGGGCGAUCAUACAGUAACCCUUGCUGCCUUGCGUUCAACAAUCAACCAUUGGGGUAUUGUAAACGUUAUCCACUUCGAUUCUCAUAUUGACACCUGGGACCCACAUGCAGUUGGGGGUGGAGUGUCGGACUAUGCUGCUGUGAAUCAUGGGACGUUCCUACAUAUCGCACACGAAGAGGGUCUUAUCUCAAACGACAGUUCAAUCCAUGUUGGCAUCCGCGCUCCACUGGGGACGCGCCACCGUGACCUAGACAACGAUGCCCGGUGUGGGUUCGACAUCAUAAAAGCCCGUGAUAUUGACGAGCUUGGUGUCAAAGGUAUCAUUGAAAGGAUAAGGGAUAGAGCCGGGGAUGGUAAUGUUUAUAUUACCGUUGAUAUAGACGUGCUAGAUCCGGCGUAUGCUCCGGCAACAGGGACCGCUGAGCCAGGAGGUUGGAGCACCAGAGAGUUAUUGUCAAUCAUUGAUGGCUUAUCCGGCCUAAAAGUUAUUGGUGCAGAUGUGGUUGAAGUUGCUCCUGCUUACGAUAAUACCGGAGAGACGACAUGUAUCGCAGCAGGAGAGAUUGCGAGAAGUUUGAUCGGCCUAAUGGUCGACGUCCCUGUCGUUGCAUCAAGCUAACAAAAUCGUCGGUGGGGAGCGAAAGUACUAUACAAUCGCGACAAUUAUU